Molecule: messenger RNA, 6043 nt
Organism: Kogia breviceps (pygmy sperm whale)
Lineage: Eukaryota; Metazoa; Chordata; Mammalia; Artiodactyla; Physeteridae
Source: RefSeq, a predicted model, not a curated record
UCACUCCAUCUUCUGGCUUGUAUGGUUUCCAAUAAGAAGUCUGCUGUAAUUCAUGUCUUUGUUCCUGUGUAUGUAGUGUGUUUUUGUUUUUUUUUCCUUUGGCUGUCUUUAGAAUUUUAUCUUUGUCUUUUGUUUUCAGCAGUUUGAAUAUGAUAUGUGUAGGUGUGUGGUGCUGUGUUGUUUGGUUUAGUUUUGUAUUUGUCCUUCUUGGUAUUCUCAGAGAUUCUUGGAUCUAUAGUUUGGUAUCUGUCAUUAAUUUUGGAAAAUUCUUGGCUAUUAUGUCUUCAAAUAUUCCUUCCACCCAUUCCCUGUCUUCUCUUUUUGGGAUUCUAAUUAUGCAUAAGUUAGAUUGUUUAAUACAUCCCACAGCUCUUGGAUAUUCUCUUAAAUUAUUAUUUUUCAUUUUUAAAAAAAUUCUGUUUUUCUCUUUCUGUUUUAGUUUGGGUAAUUUCUAUUGACCUAUCUUGAAUUUCAUCGAUUCUCUCUUUGGCUCUGUCAGGUUUGAUGGUCCUGUCAGAGGCAUUCUUUAUCUCUGUUACCAUGUUUUUCACUUUUAUUAUUACAUUUCAGUUCUUUCUUACAGUUUCCAUCACCCUGUUGCACUUUCUAGUAUUAAUUUUUAUCUUUUUCCUUUCCAGCUAGCUGCCAUAUAGGGCAAGAUUUGAAUUUUGUUAGUUUUUUCUUAUGUCUCUUUUAGGUUUGGAAAAGCCUUUUGGCCCAGAACUCAGUAAGAACUAUUCCAAAAUAGAAGGACAUAAGGAAUGCACUCAAACUAGCUUGGCCUGAAAGUAGGAAGUGAGAAGAGAGUUAUAGAUCAGUUGCAUUGAGGAAUGAAGAGCUGCUGUGUGUAUUCACCAAUCUGAUUGACCUGCCCAGGGAGGUUGAAACAUCUAUCUCCAGAAAUGUCUUUGAAAAAUAAAGAGCAAGAUGACCAAUACAGUCCUCCAUCUAGGAUCCAUCUGGAGCAUGAAGAGGAAUCAUGUAAUGACUUCCAGCAAUUUGAGACCAAUGAUCAAUGCAGACCUUAUCCUAGGAUCCAUUUAGAGCCUCAAGAGAAACCGGAUACUAACUUCAAGAAAUUUGUCAUCAAAAAACUAGAGAAGAGUUGCCAAUGCAGUUCAACCAAAGCCAGAAAUAUCGUUUUUGGCUUCCUUCCUGUUUUGCAGUGGCUCCCAAAAUAUAAUCUGAAGAAAAACAUUUUAGGAGAUGUGAUGUCUGGCUUGAUUGUGGGCAUCUUAUUGGUGCCCCAAUCCAUUGCUUAUUCUCUCCUGGCUGGCCAAGAACCUGUCUAUGGUCUGUACACAUCUUUUUUUGCCAGCUUCAUUUAUUUCCUAUUGGGUACCUCCCGUCACAUUUCUGUGGGCAUUUUUGGAGUACUGUGCCUUAUGAUUGGUGAAGUAGUUGACCGAGAACUAUACAAAGCUGGCUAUGACACUGCCCAUGUUGCUCCUUCUUUAGGAGUGGUUUCAAAUGAGAGCACAUUAUUAAGCCAGACAUCAAGCAAGAUAUGUGACAAAAGUUGCUAUGCAAUUAUAGUUGGCAGCACUGUAACCUUUAUGGCUGGAGUUUAUCAGGUAGCGAUGGGCUUCUUUCAAGUGGGCUUUGUUUCAGUCUACCUCUCAGAUGCCUUGCUGAGUGGAUUUGUCACUGGUGCCUCCUUCACAGUUCUUACAUCUCAGGCCAAGUAUCUCCUUGGACUCAGCCUUCCUCGGAGUAGUGGCGUGGGAUCACUCAUCACUACUUGGAUACAUAUCUUCAGAAACAUCCAUAAGACCAAUAUCUGUGAUCUCAUCACCAGCCUUUUGUGCCUUUUGGUUCUUUUGCCAACCAAAGAACUCAAUGAGCGCUUCAGGUCCAAACUUAAGGCACCUAUUCCUACUGAACUCUUUGUUGUUGUGGCAGCCACAUUAGCCUCUCAUUUUGGAAAACUAAAUGAGAAAUACAAUACCAGUAUUGCUGGACAUAUUCCCACUGGGUUUAUGCCACCCAAAGCACCGGACUGGAACUUAAUUCCUAAUGUGGCUGUAGAUGCAAUAGCUAUUUCUAUCAUUGGGUUCGCUAUUACUGUAUCACUUUCUGAGAUGUUUGCCAAGAAACAUGGCUACACAGUCAAAGCUAAUCAGGAAAUGUAUGCCAUCGGCUUUUGCAAUAUCAUUCCUUCCUUCUUCCACUGCUUUGCUACUAGUGCAGCUCUUGCAAAGACAUUGGUUAAAGAAUCCACAGGCUGUCAAAGUCAGCUUUCUGGUGUGGUGACAGCUCUGGUUCUUUUGUUGGUCCUCUUGGUAAUAGCUCCUUUAUUCUUUUCCCUUCAGAAAAGUGUCCUUGGUGUGAUCACUAUUGUAAAUCUCCGGGGAGCCCUACUUAAAUUUAAGGAUCUGCCCGAGAUGUGGAGGAUUAGCAGAACAGAUACAGUUAUCUGGUUUGUUACUAUGCUGUCCUCUGCACUGAUAAGUACUGAAAUAGGCUUGCUUGUUGGGGUUUGUUUUUCUAUGUUUUGUGUCAUCCUCCGCACUCAGAAGCCAAAGACUUCAUUGCUUGGUGUGGUGGAAGAGUCUGAAAUCUUUGAAUCCAUGUCUGCCUACAAGAACCUUCAGGCUAAGUCAGGCAUCAAGAUUUUCCGCUUUGUAGCCCCUCUCUACUACAUAAACAAAGAAUAUUUUAAAUCUUCCUUAUACAAAAAAACUCUCAACCCAGUCUUAGUAAAGGCAGCUCAGAAGAAGGCAGCAAAGAAAAAGAUCAAAAAGGAAACAGCAACUCUCAGUGGAAUCCGGGAUGAAGUUUCAGUGCAACUUUCCCAUGAUCCCUUAGAGUUCCAUACCAUAGUGGUUGACUGUAGUGCAAUACAAUUUUUAGAUACAGCAGGGAUCCAUACACUGAAAGAAGUUCGCAGAGAUUAUGAAGCCAUUGGCAUCCAGGUUCUGCUGGCUCAAUGCAAUCCCUCUGUGAGGGAUUCCCUGGCCCGGGGAGAGUAUUGCAAAAAGGAAGAAGAAAACCUUCUCUUUUAUAGUGUAUAUGAAGCAAUGACUUUUGCAGAAGACUCUCAAAAUCAGAAAGAUAUGUAUGUUCCCAAUGGUCUGAGUUUUUCCAGUGACUGACUGAGAAAGUAAAUAGAAGGAAGAAUACUGUCUAGCCCCAGAGGUUAAAAUUUCAAGUUUUUUUGGCUUCCCUGGUGGCGCAGUGGUUGAGAAUCCACCUGCCAAUGCAGGGGACACAGGUUCGUGCCCCAGUCCGGGAAGAUCCCAUGUGCCACGGAGCGGCUGGGCCCGUGAGCCAUGGCUGCUGAGCUUGUGAGUCCAGAGCCUGUGCUCUGCAGCGGGAGAGCCCACAACAGCGAGAGGCCCGUGUACCACAAAAAAAAAAAAAAAAAAAAAAAAUCAAGUUUUUUAACAUUUUAUACUGUGGAACUGGAAAUUGUUGCACACUAGAAAUUUUAACCUUUUGGCUCGACGGAAUUCUUCCUUUGAAACUGAUGGCCUUUGUAGAUACACAGAUGCAGCAGAGCUUUUAGUUAGGCAGAAUCAAAAAGAAGAAAAUAUUGUGCUUUUAAGCUUUCUUACAAAUAUGAGAUAUUCUUGGACUUAAAUAAAUAUCUAUCGAACUGAAUUGUAAAGUAGCCCCAAAACUUAAUUACCAUCCUGUUUUAGGAGAUUUGCAUCUGGACUGUUCCUCCUCCAGGAGGUAAAGGGGUAAAGUUGGCAUUUACGUGAGAAGUGCUGGAGCCUGUUUGGCAUGGCUCUUUGGAGAGGGAGUAGAAAGGAAGUAGGGAGAGAAUGUUGUGUGUGCUCUCCUAACAGCAGGUCAAGAGGCUUCUGGGGUACGCGGGGUAGUAACUAGACAAGUUUGUUCUCACUGGUAAUUCUCUAUUCCCUGUCUUUGCCCCCCAGAUGGCAGUCGGAUCUCUGGCUUUUAAUAAGAAAGCACCAUUCCUCUCGGGCACAGUCUUAUCAGGAGUCUGAUGGCUGAGCAGGUUUGUGAAAUCCUACCAGCCAGCCCCAUAUUAUACAGAAUGCUCUUGAUGAUACAUCUGAUGUUUUUAGUCAGCCUUUUUGUUUAGGGUAAGUAGGUAAGAAAAGAGCUCUUCAUAAUCAGCCAACAUAAUGAGAAUCCUCUGUCUCUUUUGUGAUCCCUAUCUGUCCCUGUUUCUGAGUAUUUCUCUACCAUUAAGCUCUGUUUUGACUUUCAGUCAUUUAGUGUGUUUCCCGUGGAAUCUGUCCUAAACUGCUAUGUCUGAUUACCAGUGAGUGACAGGUUUGCCAGGUAAAAGGCAAAAUGCUAACUCAGCAAUUUUAUAUAGCCUUUUAAAUGAGCUUGAGGCAAACUGUUCAGGACAAAUUACAAAAAGGAAUGAUUGACAGCUUCCCUUAAGACUGUUCAUUUAGCAGUGAAUUUUUUUUUUUCUUUACCAUUGUAUUUUAGCAAGGGUCAGCUGGGAAUUGACAGUCUUUCUCUUAUUUGAGAAGCUGCUGUUCAUCUUUACUCUGCAAGAAACAUUUAUUGUAACCAAUGGAAAAGAAUGCAUAGAAAUGAUAAGAGUGCUUCAAAGAACAUCAAUAAUUGUAGAUGUUUUAGUGAAACAAAGCUAAUGCUUACUGCCAUGCACCCUAUUGAUGUACAAUAAAUAUUGAUGACAGUGACAGCAUUUAACUCUUUAGGCCACCUCAAACUAUUAUGUAAGAGAAUUUAGAAGCAUCACAUUUAUACAACCUAAGUUCUGUGGGUUUAUUAUUUAUGAUAGCUGGUCACAGGUUUUGGGCCAGAAAUAUUUCCUUUUGAAAAGCAAGUAUGUCUGACAUUGAAAGCUUAAAGUUCUGUAUCUGUACUUUUAAGGGUGAGGAAAAAAAAAACAGGUUUCCAAAGUUAGGACUAGGAGACUAGUUGAUGUGAAAUUGAAACAUUUAGCACACCAUUUUAAACAAGAUAAAAAUUGCAAAAGUGAAAAAUCAUUUUUAAUCCACUCCUACAUUCUAAACAGUUUAAAUAUUUAUAAGAAGCAAAGCCUAUGUGUAGGGCAUCUAUUGGAGUGGAAGACUUUGAACCAUCUUUCUUGUUGGCUCCAUAAACUGCAAGUGUUGCUUUUCUUUUGGUAGAGCUCUGCCCAUCAGUUUACAUGAAAAAUGCCUUUCUGUUAUUAAAACAAAGCAGUUUCUUAGGAGCUAGAUUUCUGUCUUUGAGGUGAUUGACAUCAUGAUUAAAUGUAAUAGUGUCCUGAGUUUUAACAUCCUUUUAGAACUUAAGUCUAGAAUUUCAGAAAUGUUAACUGCUGUUUGUAUUCGUGUCUUUUGCUUAUUGUUUGUAGCCAGUAUUUGCUGUUUCUCUCCAGUCUUAUGAAUAGUAAUAGUAAAAUCAGAGUGUCUUGGUUGUCAUUUGUUUUCAACCCCUCUUGUACCUCCCCAAGCCAGGUUUGAAUCUAGAUCAUUGUAGAUAUCUAAGGCCAUGUGACAGAGUAAUGAGUACAUGUUCAAGAUGACUAUAAUUUAUCAAACCCUACCACAGCAAAAAAAAAAACCCCAAAAAACAAAAACCCAUAGAAUUUGGAAAAUCUCUUAAAAGAACAGAGUAACAGGGUUUGUCUUUUACCUGCCAUUUCUGUCCAUAAUGUGGAUAUAAGCAAUUCUGGAACUUUAUGCAGUUAGCAGAUUCUUGAAUUGUGUUCUGGUUUGUUCUUCUCCCACCUACCCGAACAAACAAGAGAUUCUGCUUUUGAAAGCCAUUUGUAAAAAUAUUUAAGGUAUCACUAGAAUUUAAAUCUUACCUUCUCUGCUUGGUUUGAAGUCUGCCUAUACUUACAUGUUAGGAUUUUUUGAUGGCUGGUAUUUAAAGGAAUCAAACCUGAAACCAAAAUCUAAUUCACCAAUAAAACUAAUAUUUUUCAUUUGCUUUCUUACUCAAGGGUUUGGACUAUAAUUCAUUAGGUGAUAUUUUACACACUUUACUGAUACGAAGAUAUCAUGCUUACUCUAAACUUUAGAGUCUAAAUGAAGCAUAUUUGCAUUGCUUAUUGAUAAGUGUACAAAAUUCUGAAUAUCUUAAAAAUGGUUUAAUU